Molecule: messenger RNA, 2471 nt
Organism: Trichoplusia ni (cabbage looper)
Lineage: Eukaryota; Metazoa; Arthropoda; Insecta; Lepidoptera; Noctuidae
Product: probable cytochrome P450 301a1, mitochondrial
Exons: 8
Coding region: 576-2165 (529 amino acids)
Molecular function (GO): oxidoreductase activity, acting on paired donors, with incorporation or reduction of molecular oxygen; monooxygenase activity; iron ion binding
Source: RefSeq, a predicted model, not a curated record
UCUAUAAAAGUUAACUUUUACGCCCAAACGGCUGGACCGAUGAAAUGGUACGGAGGUAGCUGAAACCUUUGAUUAACACAUUUUAUCCAAAUUCGUUAAAGAAGGGCUUUACAGCUAUAACUAACAUCCAUGCGGGCGAAUCCGAAAACAACAGCUAGUAUUACAUACCUUACUGUAUGACAAUAAUUCUUAUAAACUACUACAGCUAGAAACAGCUGUUUAACAUACCUACUACCUGCACGCACGACCUACGAACAAAGGCUAAAAUUAUUUAUGAACUAACAAUUAUUAUGUAGUACAUAACGAGAAACAGUUAGUUAUAUUUUUCUUCGAAUGUAGAGUUUAAAGACCACUUAAAACGGUCUUUAACAAAAAAAAAAACUAAAGAAGACAAAGCCGUAAAUAACACUGCACUAUUUUCAAUCGUACCUACUCGUGCUAUAAUUGUUGAUUGAUAAAAGAGAACGGCAGUAAAUCAUCGUGUGCUGUGAGUAACGUAGUGAGUGGUGACUCCCGCGCAACGGUACACCCUGGGAUCUCGAUCGAGCUCAGUCGUAGUUGCGGCCUUAACCGCCAUGGGUCGAUCACUGCGCACGUUCGCGGCCUACACGCAACCGUUCGUAGCAAAAAACGCGCGCCACUCCAGCACCGGGUGCCCUUUUUCAAAACGGCAACAAUCACAAAUCGCACCAACAGCCGAACUUAAUGAGGAAAUUUUCGCAAAUGCGAAACCUUACUCCGAAGUGCCCGGACCCAAACCGAUCCCGAUUUUGGGGAAUACGUGGCGCAUGGUCCCCAUUAUCGGGCAAUUCGAUAUUUCGGAAUUCGCUAAAGUGACACAACAUUUUCUGGACAGAUAUGGAAGGAUUGUGCGUUUAGGUGGGCUGAUAGGAAGACCGGAUCUGUUGUUUGUUUACGAUGCGGACGAGAUCGAACGGAUGUACAGACGGGAAGGGCCGACUCCGUUCCGACCUGCUAUGCCUUGCCUCGUCAAAUAUAAGUCUGAAGUGAGGAAGGACUUCUUUGGUGAACUACCUGGGGUAGUUGGAGUUCACGGCGAGCAAUGGCGUCGCUUUCGCUCCAAGGUCCAGCGCCCGAUCCUUCAGCCUCAAACAGUGAAGAAAUACGUCGCUCCCAUAGAAAUGGUCACGGAAGAUUUUAUCAAGUAUAUGGAGGACGCACGAGAUGAAAAUGGCGAUCUACCGCACGAGUUCGAUAAUGAUAUCCAUCGAUGGUCGCUUGAGUGCAUCGGCCGCGUUGCUCUCGACGUUAGGCUGGGUUGUCUUUCAUCAGACCUGAACGCCAAUUCAGAACCCCAACGUAUCAUCGAUGCUGCAAAGUUCGCUCUAAGAAAUGUUGCUGUUUUGGAACUUAAGGCUCCUUACUGGAGAUACAUACCCACCCCACUGUGGACCAAAUACGUGAACAAUAUGAACUUCUUUGUGGAGCUUUGCAGUCGUUACAUAAACGAGGCUUUAGAGCGAUUAAAGACUAAGAAGGUGACCUCUGAAAAUGAUCUUUCUCUCCUGGAGCGAGUCCUUAGGAGUGAGGGGGAUCCAAAGAUCGCUACAAUUAUGGCGCUCGAUCUUAUUUUGGUUGGAAUUGAUACGAUAUCAAUGGCGGUAUGUUCGAUCCUGUAUCAAACAGCAACAAGGCUAAAACAGCAAGAGAAGAUGGCGGAAGAGAUCAGAAGAGUGUUACCAGAUCCAAGCAAACCCAUUACCUAUGCUGACUUGGAUAAACUGCAUUAUACCAAGGCUUUCGUUAGAGAAGUGUUUAGAAUGUAUUCUACGGUUAUCGGCAACGGUAGAACACUUCAAGAAGAUGAUGUCAUCUGCGGUUAUCACAUCCCCAAAGGUGUUCAAGUGGUAUUCCCCACUAUUGUGACCGGCAACAUGGCGCAGUUCGUCUCCGACCCUGAGGAGUUCAAACCGGAGAGGUGGCUGGAGAGUGAUGGCCGUCUGCAUCCCUUCGCCUCGCUCCCAUACGGUUUCGGAGCCAGGAUAUGCCUUGGAAGGAGAUUCGCUGACUUAGAAAUACAAAUUCUUUUAGCUAAGUUAAUCCGCCGAUAUCGCUUGGAAUACCACCACGAGCCACUCGACUACGCUGUUACUUUCAUGUACGCGCCGGACGGCCCUCUGCGCUUGCGCAUGAUAGAGCGAUAAUUUACAAUGCGACAUCUAAGCUUCAUUCUUACGAGGCAAGAAAUAUCGAGAAAUUGCAAUACAUUGCGCAGUCACACAGGUUUGUUAUCAAAAGUGAAAUACAAUCGCCAGUAAUGUAUAGCAAUUUGCAUAUUUUUCGAAUCGUGUAAAUGAUCAUUUAAGAUAUAUCUACCCUAUUUAACAUUUAAUAUAAGGAGAGGUUAAGAGGUAUAUCUUGUUUCUUACAGGUGUUUUUGGUACAUGAUAGUUAGGUUAUAUUUCUAUGAUAUUGUUAAUUAAGAUGUAAAUAAACAAUAUAAUUUUUAA